AUGAGACUUCAAGAAAGAGAGCCUCUGCAGCAUCCCGCGCCGAAGGACCCUUCUCUUCUGAAUAACACGAGCUCUGAGCUUCAAUCGUCUGUUGCAUUAAGCAUGUCUGAGAGGAAGAAGGCCCGCAAGCGCAUCAAGGUCAAGCGUUGGCUUAGAAGCUGGGUGUUCACUCCUCUCGGCAACGUGAGGAUCAAGUUGAUCAACAAGAUUGAGCGGAAGCGCUGUCGAAUUGUCCCAGAUUGUGAGCUCAAUCGCAUCGUUUUCGAUGCCCUCAAUGAUCGAUAUCCGAGUCGCUUUUUUCGGCACCGCAGUGAUAGUCAGGUAUCGAGCCCAAGGAGGAGGUCUCUGUUCAGUGACGAGGAUAAUGCGAUGCUAGAUAGAUUUCUGAUGUCCUCAUCGUCAGAGAGUUCACAAAGUCAGUCUCCUAAACUGGAUAUGGAUGUGGUCAACGGAUCUCUGGUCGACAGAAUAGCACUUGCUGAGGCUACUACCAAGCCUCCGUAUCCUGAUCCCCGUGGAAGCUGGCGGGGGGAUGGACAUUCUGCACUGAGGAUUAUGAAUCCAGACUUGUCUGUUUUGAGUAGUGAUGGGAAGUCCGAGGAGUCAGACUCAAUUUCUGUAUUUGAAGUUCAUAGGAAUGUGUUCGAGCUUUCCGCAGUUAGGGAAAUGAGCCCAGGCAUACCUGCUGAGUUAAGUGGUGAGAGAACACAAUCUGAGCAGUUACGUUCUGCUCUCGCAGAGUUCAGUUUUGGGAUGGCCAGUUUUCCAGCGAUUGAAGACCUACCUCCUCAACUCCCGGAGUUGUAUUUCACACAACAUCCCGAUCCACGAUUGUGCUGUCUCAUCACCUCAGCUCUUCGCGACUGCACCUCACCUGCUCUUUCUAAGAAUGGUGUCUGCUCAUGUGCAGACACCCAGCAGAGGGCCAACCCUCGGAAGUCCACUGCAGAAGCUCUCAUCCGCCAUACAUACAACAAGAGAAAUACCAUCCUAAGCAACUGGCAUAUCUCCCCAAAUGUCAUACCCCGACCACUCGUAAUUCGAAAAGCAUGCAGUGUCAUCUUCAACAACACGCAGAGUGAUACCUUGCUGCCCAUUCCCGAAGAUACAACCCAUGAUGUGACUACACCACUACACCACCGACCAUACAGUCUCAGCCGUAAAAUCCAACAUGGGCCAUUACCUCCACUGCCCCCUGCGACAUCUACCUCCCACCUUCCCAGUAUCUCAUCUGCUCCCUCUUCAUCUGCAGUAAAAACCAGAUCUCAACCACCUGGAAUCUCAGCAACCACUCAUUCUCACCCUGCGUCAGCACCACCUGAUGUCCCCCAGUACCCUAACCGACCAACCUCAAUGUGCGACGGCUGUCUAGCAGGGCGACAUCGCGCUCUCCACAGUCACCCUUACAAUCACCGCGGUGACAAAAGCCCUCAACUUGAAAAUUCAGAUCUCCAAUACCAACUCAACCCCCGUGGGCCAACCCGGCUGCCAACUCACAGUGACAGUUUACCAUCUUCGCUCAGAUCUGGCCCGCAGUGCCGGCACUGCAGAACUCGUGGAUCGGGAACAAUCUCUCCCCCAGGGUUGGUUAUUCCUCAAGCGGCGCAUGGCUCUCGGGCCUUGAAUCGUGUCUCUAUCUCCUUAUCAGACCUCGCACCUGAUUCCCCUUGGGCCGGUCCUGUGGGCAAUAUGGGGUUCUAUGCCCCCUCUGAAGAAGACCUACCUCUGCGUAUUGAAACCGAUCUCAUCGAUGAGAAUAUUGACCCCUCUGGUUGGGAAAUGUGUCUCAGUGCGGGAUCGGCUGCACAACACCGAAGAUAUCGUUGA
Penicillium coprophilum is the source of this 1827-nucleotide messenger RNA. RefSeq lists its product as uncharacterized. Bases 1 to 1827 code for a protein of 608 amino acids. The record is from RefSeq and is a predicted model, not a curated record. The transcript has 2 exons. Lineage: Eukaryota; Fungi; Ascomycota; Eurotiomycetes; Eurotiales; Aspergillaceae.